Molecule: messenger RNA, 786 nt
Organism: Penicillium cinerascens
Lineage: Eukaryota; Fungi; Ascomycota; Eurotiomycetes; Eurotiales; Aspergillaceae
Product: Serine hydrolase FSH
Exons: 2
Coding region: 1-786 (261 amino acids)
Cellular component (GO): cytoplasm; nucleus
Source: RefSeq, a predicted model, not a curated record
AUGCGAAUCCUCUGCCUCCACGGGAAGGGCACCAGUGCUGCGAUCUUCCGAUCGCAGACCUCCUCAUUCCGGGCGCAGCUGACCGACAAAGACAUUGAAUUCGAUUUUUUAGACGGCCCCCAUGCGUCGAAUCCCGCUGCGGGCGUGGACUUGUUUUAUGGCCCUCCCUAUUACUCUUGGUAUGAAGGCGACGGCAUCGAGGCUGCCCGCGAGGCCUACGACUGGUUGAAGGACUACAUCGCGAAAAACGGUCCGUACGACGCAGCCAUGAUGUUUUCGCAGGGCUGUGUUCUCGGAUCGAGCGCACUGAUUCUUCACCAGGAAGAAACCCCUGACCUCCCACCUCCGUUCAAAUCCGCCAUCUUUAUCUGUGGCGGUCCCUCGCUAGGCGUUCUCGGGGAGAUGGGAUUCCACGUUUCUGCGGAAGCGCGCGAGCGUGAUAUUGCAUCAAGAUCCGCACUGGAACUGCAGGCGAGGUCUUCGUCCCUGAUGGCCAAGGGUGCGGACCGCUGGACUGGGCUCGGCGCUCUGACUGGAGGCCUCUCGGAGGAGGAGUUGCGCAACGAGAUUAAGAGUCCUUAUCGCAUUUCUAUUCCCACCGUGCAUAUAUAUGGCAGCAAGGAUCCGCGUUACCCUGCAGGUGUGCACCUGUCUGGGAUCUGCGAGCCUGAAAAACGGCGUGUCUACAACCACGGCGGUGGCCAUGAGAUUCCUCGGACAGGGGCUGUGAGCAACUCCAUCGCCGAGUUAGUGCAAUGGGCCCUGAAAGAGUCGCAAGCUUCAUAA